AUGUGGAGUCUACUGGAUCAAGCCAAGGAGUUAACCCUUUCUCUCAGCAAUCGUCAGGCUGCGGCCUCGAGAAGAGACUGGAAGCUGGUUCUACUUGUGGCUUCAGUAGAUGAGCUCUGCAUGUGCUCAGAUGAGGUCAUCUUAACCGAUCACAGAUCGCAUCAGCGAUGCCACUGUGAGAUGUCAUACAAUGAAAAAGAAUACAGACUGAGGAAAGCCAUUCUCACCCAAGCCCUGCAGGAGUCUCUCGAUGGAUUCCUGCGGCAGAAACUGUGGUACAGUGACAGAGAAGACUUCACAGUGGUGCUGCAUCCCACACCCAUUGAUACGAACCCAAACUCCAUUGUUGAGAGGAAUUUUGCCUCUAGUGGACUGAGCUCACUUCAUGCGGACAAAUUGGCACUGCAGUUGUGGGCAAACCUGUUGCAUCCAGUGAGUGAGAAGAUGGUCAGAAAUAUGGAUGCCAUUACUGAAAUUCCAUGCCCAACUGAGGACCAUCCCUUCCUGCGGACAGAGAGAAACUCCCCUUUGGUGUCCCAUCUCCAUGAGGACAUCACUGGGAUCCUCAGGACAGGCUCCUCUCUCCUUGAUCCUAUAAUGGGAAGUGAAAUGCCUUGUGAAGACAGAAGCCCUUCCAACUCCAUACCAGUCUCAGUCCAUACUCUCCGACCGGCUGACAUUAAAGUGGUGGCUGCUGUGGGCGACUCUUUGACGGCAGCCAACGGGGCUGGCUCUGCUCCCAAUGACUUAUUGGAUGUUCUGAAACAGUACAGAGGGCUGUCUUGGAGUAUUGGUGGAGAUGAGAACCUCACCAGUGUCACUACUCUUCCUAAUAUCCUACGGCAGUUCAAUCCAUCGCUGACUGGUUUCUCGGAAGGAACUGGAAAGCAAACAAAUCCCAGGGCAUUUCUCAACCAGGCUGUACCAGGAGCCACCAGCGAGGACAUGCCUGGCCAAGUGCGUAUCUUAGCGGACAAGAUGAAGAAUGAUUUGCGAAUUGAUUUUUCAGCUGAUUGGAAAGUGAUCACCAUGUUUGUUGGAGGCAAUGACCUGUGUGACCAUUGCAUCCACUCUGUUUAUUUUUCUGCAGACAAUUUUGUGUCCCGGAUCAAGGAAGCUCUGGAUAUCCUUCAUAAAGAGGUUCCACGGGCCCUUGUGAAUCUGGUGGAGGUGUUGGAUAUUGUCCCUCUGCGGCAGUUGCACCGGGACUCCAGUCUGAAGUGUCCUACUUGGCUGGUAAAGAUUUUGUGUCACUGUAUCAUCUCCCCCAAAGACGGUUCGGUUCAACUACAAAGACUGACUGAGAUUAACAGAGCCUAUCAGCGUGGAUUGCAGGAGCUUAUAGAGUCAGGCCGGUACGAUACUCACUCCAACUUCACUGUGGUGCUACAGCCAUUCUUCAGGGAGAUCACGGUUCCACUACUAGAUGGACGUCCUGACAGGUCUUUCUUCACUCCUGACUGUUUUCACCUCAGUCAGAAGUCCCACACACUUAUGGCUCGUGCUCUGUGGAACAACAUGCUGGAACCAGUGGGCAAUAAGACCCAUUCAGAAGUCUUCACAUCCGCCUUCUCUCUUAAGUGUCCCACAAAGACUUCACCUUACCUGCGAACUUAUCAGAACAGCAACUACACAUACAAGGGUCCUGCUCCAACACCUCCACCAGUCACAAACUGGGGUAGUAACCUUUCCUGUGCAGACCGAGCCCCUUCCAGCAUCAUUCCCACCUCAGUUCACAAGUUGCGACCAGGGGACAUUAAGGUGGUGGCUGCCCUCGGAGACUCAAUUACCGCUGGAUAUGGUGCAAAGUCAAAGAACAUCUUUCAGCUGAAGAUAGAAUACAGAGGGGUAUCUUGGAAUAUUGGGGGAGACCAAAACCUGGAGAGCGUCACCACGCUACCCAACAUCUUAAGGGAGUUUAACCCCUUGCUUCGCGGGUUCUCUGUGGGUCAGGGGUCAAAGAAGAAGGGGCUCAACAUGGCAGUGUCUGGAGCCAAGGCCUCCCAAGUACCUGGGCAGGUGCAGAACCUCAUUCAGGCUAUGAAGGACAGUAAGGAGAUAGAUUUCGAAAAGGAUUGGAAACUAAUCACUCUCUUUAUUGGUGGCAAUGAUCUCUGUCAAUAUUGUCUAGAUCAGAAUAACCUUUCACCUCAGAACUACAGUCAUCAUCUUAGGCAGAGUCUGGAUCUGCUGUACCGUAAUGUACCGCGGGUGAUGGUCAAUGUUCUGGAACUUCUGCAAAUUGAGGGCCUACGGAGGAUCAAGAGUGGCACUCUGGGCUGUUCUCUGGUCCAAAGGAAUAUGUGUCCAUGUAUACUGAUCCCAAGUGAGGACUCCAUAGAACUGAAUGAGAUGAAGAGGAUCAACCGGGAGUACCAGGCAGAGACAGAACUGCUGAUCUCCCAGGGACGCUACGACGUGCGGGAAGACUUCACUGUAGUAAUCCAGCCCUUCUUCCAAAACUCCAUUAUUCCCCUGAGUGUGGAUGGAACGCCUGACCUCAGCUACUUCUCAGCGGACUGCUUCCACUUCAGUGAGCGAGGCCAUGCAGAGAUGGCCAUCGCACUCUGGAACAACAUGCUGGAACCAGUGGGGAGGAAACAGACCUUCAACAACUUCACAUACGACCGUAACAAGAUCAAGUGUCCCUCAGAGGCUCAACCCUACAUAUACACCAGGAUGAACAGCCUUCCCAGCGUACCCACUGCCACCCCAGCCCCCAGCACCCCUGUCAUCACUACCACCACCCUGAUACCACUGUGCCCACCUGGGCUGCCGCUGUGGCUGCCAGUGGUUUUCGUGGUGAUCGGCUCGCUGAUAGGAUGGGGCAUCACCUGGCUCUUCCUCUCCUAUAGAAAGCGAAACGAUCAGAGGAAGCAGAGCAUGAUGGAAAUGAAAGGAACAGAAUUAUGAUACAGAGAGUAGUGUGUCCAAAGUCAAAGACAGGGUCCUUCCCAUUCUCUCUCUUUCACACACACGCACACAUAACUGUGUUGUUCAAAUAAUCUCACACAUGAGUUUCUCUCCUUACCACUUCACACACA
This is a messenger RNA of Scleropages formosus (Asian bonytongue), 3044 nucleotides long. RefSeq names its product phospholipase B1, membrane-associated-like. The record is from RefSeq and is a predicted model, not a curated record. Gene Ontology annotation, molecular function: toxic substance binding; A2-type glycerophospholipase activity; retinyl-palmitate esterase activity. Lineage: Eukaryota; Metazoa; Chordata; Actinopteri; Osteoglossiformes; Osteoglossidae. The transcript is spliced from 36 exons. Gene Ontology annotation, cellular component: brush border membrane. Gene Ontology annotation, biological process: phospholipid metabolic process; bacteriocin immunity. Bases 1 to 2913 code for a protein of 970 amino acids.